Paramecium tetraurelia is the source of this 402-nucleotide messenger RNA. RefSeq lists its product as uncharacterized. NCBI's taxonomy places the organism in Eukaryota, Ciliophora, Oligohymenophorea, Peniculida, Parameciidae. The record is from RefSeq and is a predicted model, not a curated record. The transcript has a single exon.
AUGUUUGAUAAUUAAGUUAAUGAAGAUGUUGAUUUUCAUAACUCUAACAAUAAUUAUUCUAUCUAUGCACUAAAGUCUUAUAUUCUCUCAUCCUUUUAUUAGUUUUAUUAUUAAAUCGUUUAAGAUAUAUUUUAUCUGAAAUUUGUUUUUCUAAUAAAUCGAUCAUAGUUUCACUUGAUUUAAUUUGAUGGAAAAUUCUUCCUUUAUUAAAAUAAUUUUUUAGUUAAAGUUGUUUUUAGCUUCCAAUUCAAACUACAAAUUAUUCCCUUAGUCUUUCAUAUCUACUCUCAUUUUCAUCUUUUGUUAUUAUUAUUGUGGGAUUUUCAGAAUUUACCUUAGUUUUCAAUUCCUUAUUUAUUAGCACUUUUUAUUUAAGCUUAUAUUCAAUUCAUUUAAUUUUGA